Molecule: messenger RNA, 4531 nt
Organism: Amaranthus tricolor (Joseph's coat)
Lineage: Eukaryota; Viridiplantae; Streptophyta; Magnoliopsida; Caryophyllales; Amaranthaceae
Product: leucine-rich repeat receptor-like serine/threonine-protein kinase BAM3
Exons: 2
Coding region: 1231-4272 (1013 amino acids)
Biological process (GO): protein phosphorylation
Molecular function (GO): protein kinase activity; ATP binding; receptor serine/threonine kinase binding
Source: RefSeq, a predicted model, not a curated record
ACUAAUUUUAAUUUUGGUAAAACACUUUUUCUUUAAGGUGCAAAACCUCAUAAUGAUGAAAAUGUUUUCCCUUUAAGAAAACACUUGCAUAUACUAAUAGAGUCCUUCCUAUUGGUUUUUAUAAUUCUUAUUUACAAACUUAAAUUGUCUUUUUUUAUUUUAUUACAAGGUUUUUUUUUUUUAUUUUAGUUUUCUAUUAAUAAUCAUAUAUGAUACAUAUAUAUUGUUUUUUCUAAUCUUAUCCACAAACACACUUUUUUUUUAUUUCAUUCACUAUAGACUUGUUUCUUCAAAUCUUAUUCUCCGACAUAAGUUAGCUAUUGCUAAGGGUAGUUAUAGUAGUACAAAUAUGAUUGUUAUAUUACAUAUUUAAUUAGCAGUCUAAAUCUAUACAAUAUUCGAUAAAAAUAGGGUUUAUAAUAGUAGUUGUUGAAAUAUAUUUUAUUGAGGAAGAUGAAUAAAAAUUUUGAAUCCCCUCAUUUUGAUAUUGAAUACAAUUUUAAAAUCAACUGCUUGUACCACUAAACACUAUUUAAGUUGCAACUUUAUUGAGCAAUGACAAUUUUUCUUUAAAGCACUCCUGGUAUUUUAACUGCAUCAAAUCAUUAAGAACUAAUGAAUACGUCAAACCCUAACACAAUCAGAGUAAAUUCAAAGAUACAUAGAAAAUACUCCCUCCGAUUAAUAUAUAAUAUUUGAAUUGAGACGAAUCAAACAAAAUAUUAUACGACUUAAAAGUAAUUAAUAGUAAAUUGUUUUAAAAGUCACAUGUGAUACUUAUACUGAACAGUGUCGAUAACUGUAUAUUAUAGCGAGUGUUUCAAAAUGGAGGAAGUAUACACUAUACAGCCCCAUGAUGCCAUGAAUACAUUUAUUUGCACUAUCCUUUUCCUUUAUCACCCCAUUCUCAUAAAGAUAGAGAAGAAAGAUGGAAAAGAGCAAAAACCAUUAGCUUAAAUCUGAAGACCCUUCCUUUCUUUUUAACCUUUUCGUUCACUUAUCCAGUCAUUCUCUCUUAACAUUAUGUUUACUUCUAAAACCCCUUACACACCACCUCAACAAGUUCACCAGAUUCUCUUCUUCACUUUUACACUAUUCUCUUCUUACAUCAUCACUUCAAAUCCCCACCAUUAAAUCUCUUCUCAAAAAUGUUCUUCUUCUACUUCAUAAUACCUUAAAAAUCCUUUCUUUUUGUCUAAAAUUCCUUACCCACAAAACAAUUUCACUAAAAUGUUCACUUCUUUACCAUAUUUAGUAAGUUUAACAGUCCUUUUCUUCAUUUCCCUCUGUUUUUUCUCAUCCACUUCCCCUGUUUUAGCCUCUGAUUUUGAAGCUUUACUUACUCUUAAACAAGGAUUUGACAACCCAAAUCCUUCAUUAACAAACUGGGAUUCUUCAAAUUCAAGCUCAGUUUGCUUUUGGACAGGAAUUAAAUGCCUCCAUGGAAGAGUAAUCUCACUUGACUUAACAGAUUUCAACCUUGAAGGCUCUGUUUCCCCUGUUUUUUCAACCCUAGAUAGCCUCAUUCAUCUCUCUUUAGCAGGAAACAACUUUUCGGGUCGGGUUGAAAUCCGAAACUCGAACAGUCUUCAGUUCCUAAACCUCUCAAACAACCAAUUUAGUGGUGGGUUAGAAACAUGGAAUUUCUCAAGUUUACCAAAUUUAGAAGUUUUUGAUGUUUAUAAUAACAAUUUCACUUCACCUCUUCCACUUCGGAUUACAAAUUUAAAAAAGUUGAGGCAUUUAGAUUUGGGUGGGAAUUUUUUCUUUGGUGAAAUCCCACAAAUUUAUGGUGAUUUAACCUCUUUAGAAUACUUGUUUCUUGGAGGAAAUGAUCUUAAUGGAAGAAUCCCAAAAGAGUUGGGUAACUUAACAAGUUUAAAGGAGCUUUAUUUAGGGCAAUACAAUGUGUAUGAAGGUGGCAUUCCCAAAGAGUUUGGAAAGUUGAUUAAUCUUGCCCAUUUGGAUCUUUCAAGUUGUGGGUUAUCCGGCCCAAUACCCAAAGAAAUGGGGAAUAUGGAGCUACUUGAUACUCUUUACUUGCAUAUGAAUCAUCUUUCAGGUGAUAUACCAAAAGAAUUGGGCAACCUUACAAAUUUGGUAUACUUUGAUGUUUCUAUAAAUGCACUUAGUGGAGAGAUUCCUAAUGAGUUUGUUAAUCUUAAAAGCUUGAAACUGUUUAAUCUUUUCAUGAACAAGCUUCAUGGGUCAAUUCCUGAUUAUGUUGCUGAUGAUUUGCCUUAUUUGGAGACUCUUGAGCUAUGGAAGAACAAUUUUACUGGUGAAAUACCGCGAAAAUUAGGGCAAAAUGGCAAGCUUAAGGUCUUGGAUUUGUCUUCUAAUAAGGUUACUGGUACUAUCCCUUCAAACUUGUGUGAUUCAAACCAACUUAGUGUCUUAAUUUUGAUGAAUAAUUUCUUGUUUGGAACUAUCCCACAAAGUUUAGGGUCUUGUGUUAGUCUUACUAGGGUUAGAUUAGGCCAAAAUUACCUUAAUGGGAGUGUCCCAAAUGGAUUUAUUUACUUGCCUAAUCUUAACUUAUUAGAGCUUCAAAGUAACUAUCUUUCUGGUACUUUGCCUGAAAAUGUUGAUCCUUUGUUAAAUCCAGCUAAGUUAGACCAACUUAACCUCUCUAAUAACCUUUUAUCCGGUCCUUUGCCGGAAUCAAUUUCAAAUUUCAGUUCAGUUCAGUUCAUUUACUUUAGCGGGAACCAAUUUUCGGGCCCGAUUCCAAAGUGUAUAGGGCAACUUAAACAAGUGAUUAAGAUUGAUUUUAGCAAGAAUAACCUUUCAGGUUUAAUCCCUAGUGAAAUUGGAAGUUGUUCUCAUCUUACAUACCUUGAUCUUAGCCAAAACAAUCUCAGUGGGUCCAUUCCUCCUGAGAUUUCUAGUGUUAAAAUCAUGAGUUAUUUGAAUUUGUCUAGGAACCAUUUAAAUGGUACAAUACCCAUGUCACUAGGGUCUAUGAAAAGUCUCACAGAUGUUGAUUUUUCAUUCAAUGAUCUUUCGGGUAAAUUGCCCGAGUCCGGGCAGUUUACGAUUUUCAAUGCCUCUUCCUUUUCGGGCAACCCAUUACUUUGUGGAUCGGUCUUGGAUAACCAAUGUAACUUGUCCCUAACCCUGAGUUCAAACCGAAAAUCUAAUUCUAGUGAGUUUAAACUUGUGAUUGCACUUGCCCUUUUGGUUUGCUCCCUAAUUUUCGCUGUGGCCGCGGUUAUAAAGGCGAAAUCCUUCAAAAAAAAUUCGGAUUCAUGGAAAUUAACCACAUUUCAAAAGGUGGGUUUUAAUGUGUUGGAUAUACUCGAAUGCAUGAAAGAAGGCAAUGUGAUUGGAAGAGGAGGUGCGGGAAUCGUUUAUCAUGGUAAAAUGUCUUGUGGGUCUGAAAUUGCAGUAAAAAAACUAUUAGGUUUCGGACCUAGUAGACAUGACCAUGGUUUCAAAGCCGAGAUUGAAACUCUCGGACAAAUAAGACAUCGUAACAUAGUGAGGUUACUCGCAUUUUGCUCGAACAAGCACACGAAUCUUUUGGUGUACGAUUACAUGCGCAAUGGUAGCCUAGGUGAAGCACUUCAUGGUAAAAAACUAGGAGGUUUCCUAGGAUGGAAUAUGAGGUACAAAAUUGCAAUUGAAUCUGCUAAAGGACUUUGUUACCUUCACCAUGAUUGUUCCCCUUUGAUUGUUCACCGUGAUGUCAAAUCCAACAACAUUCUCCUUAACUCCAAUUUCGAAGCACACGUGGCAGAUUUCGGGCUAGCCAAAUUCUUAGUCGACGGUGGCGCGUCAGAGUGCAUGUCAGCCAUUGCUGGAUCAUAUGGUUAUAUUGCUCCAGAAUACGCGUACACAUUAAGAGUGGACGAAAAAAGUGAUGUAUACAGUUUUGGAGUAGUUCUACUCGAACUCUUAACCGGACGUCGACCAGUGGGGGAUUUCGGAGAAGGGGUAGACAUAGUCCAAUGGUGCAAAGUCCAAACAAAUUGCCGCAAAGAAAAUGUGGUUGUUGUACUUGAUUCUCGACUAAGUGCAGUACCUCAAGAUGAAGCCAUGCACUUGUUCUUUGUUGCAAUGUUAUGCACACAAGAGAAUAGCAUUGAACGUCCAACCAUGAGAGAAGUUGUUCAAAUGUUAUCAGAAUAUCCUUAUCAUUCUAUGGGAUAUCAACCUAAUCCAUCAUCUUCAUUACUAAUUAACAAUAAUAAUAAUAAUAAUAAUAAUAAUAAUAAUAAUAAUAAUAUUAAUAUUAAGCAGCAAUCUAACGAUGCCAAAAAAGGAUAAAGAUUGCACAAAAAUAGAAAGAUCAUGAUCUUGUUGUAUAAGUUUUUUUUAGUCAUUAUUUUUUGAGGGAAGUUUUGAAAAUUGUGUGUAGGAGAUGUAGCUUUGUUGUUAUUAAUUAUAGUGUAUUUUAUUGUGAAAAAUAUUGUGUAAUUUUUGUUUCUAGUUUAAUGUCUAAUUAGUUUUAGGCAUAUAGUGAAUAUUGGUUACGGAAUAUAUAUUAUAUUAUUAUAUAUAGAAAUAAUGCCAAUGUUGAACAAUA